Molecule: messenger RNA, 548 nt
Organism: Aspergillus ibericus CBS 121593
Lineage: Eukaryota; Fungi; Ascomycota; Eurotiomycetes; Eurotiales; Aspergillaceae
Product: coiled-coil-helix-coiled-coil-helix domain-containing protein
Exons: 4
Coding region: 94-396 (100 amino acids)
Biological process (GO): mitochondrial respiratory chain complex IV assembly
Cellular component (GO): mitochondrial intermembrane space
Source: RefSeq, a predicted model, not a curated record
CGACUAUCAGAUACAGAGCACGAAUAUCGGCCCAGUCGAUCUGUAUCUUCUUUCCCGAUCAAUUAAUCCCGUCGCAUACAUCUAUCAUUCAAUAUGGGUUUCGGAGCUCCCGGUGGUGGCGCCGUACCUAUCAAGCCUACGCCUCCUGAGCGUGGUAGCUUUCCCCUCGAUCAUGAUGGCGAAUGCAAGCACAUCAUCAGCAGCUAUCUCAAAUGCCUGAAAUCGCAACGCGGCGUGAAUGACGAGGAGUGUCGGAAACUCGCCAAGUCGUAUUUGUCGUGUCGGAUGGAUCAUAACCUCAUGGCGCCGGACGACUUUAAGAACCUCGGGUUGGUCUUUGCACAGGACAAGGGGGCUUCGAGUGGGUCUGCUGAGAAUGCGGAGAAGAAAGCAUAGGUGGAUUUGCUUGCAGGGUAUGGCUCAGAGCUGUAUGAUAUACUGGGAUGUCUGUAUAAAUAGGGUGUUUGGGUGAUGAUUGAUGAUAGAUCUCCGUUUCUGGCGUUGGGAUGGUUGUUCUGUAUAUACUGUAUCAUACCUGGCUAUGGGCA